AUGUCAGCUCUCUCCAUACCCCCUCUAUCAGAGAUCAUCAACCUCGAACCGGACUUGGAACCGUGGUGUGCAGGCUACGCUCCAUCAAAGGGCCGUCGUUGCCACAUGCGCACAAACAUACGCGGCCGCACGUCUGCAAUGCGGCUUCUCGACCAGGGCACUGCCGAUCUUCGCGCCGGCAGGCGCAUUGAUGCAUUGCUAGAAGACCUUGCUCCCCACGUCUUGUGCACCAGGUGGCACCAAAACCAAGCUCCGAAUCUUGUUCGCCGCUGGAAAGAACAGGUUGAGCCGUACCUGGAGUCGAGGGCCCCUUCGGCAAGAUCUGGACGGUCCACCAGGCAAUCAUCCAUGAGCGUUCCCGUAGAAACUACGAGAGACGAUGUGGAGGCACAAUGCGCCGUUCUCUACCAGAAGCUCCGAGAUAUCAUGCUGGAGCUUAACCGUCUCCAAGCCGUACGGCAGGAGGCAAGUGUGGUUUCCAAUGCUCCUCCUCGUCGUGGCGGUAGACAGGCAAGCGAAGACAGCAAUCCUAUCAGCACCGAGAGCGAAACCCUAGGAAGUGACACUGUUGCGAACCCCGAUGAAUCGACUGAGGGGACACGGUCAACGGUAUCAAGCGAUUCGUUAGCAACCAACGGGCCAAGUGAGGUACAAUUCCGAGCUUCAGUUGAAGGAAGCCCAGUUCCCGCAUCAGAGCGUAGGCCAACAGCCGCACCAACUGAGUCAAUCGUUUCGGACGACACUGUCCGUCAGGAUGAUGACGAGACAGAUUCGCAGACCGCGUCUCCAGCCAGUGAGGCUUCAUCUGUCCGUCGGACAGUCGAUGGGGAUUGUGGGAUUUGUUUGUGUGACUUGCAGACUUCGCAAUCUGAUUCAGAUACAGCAGGCGAGGCCGAAGAAGGGGAAGGCGAGGAAGGACAAAACAGAGUGCUGGACGAAGGAAAUGUGGGAGAAGAACUGGUUUGGUGCAAGGCGAGAUGUGGAGUGAAUUUCCACAAAGCCUGCAUUGACCAGUGGCUUGAGACUGCUACCGCUCCGACAUGCCCAACAUGCAGAAGUCCAUGGGAGUCCUAA
Molecule: messenger RNA, 1074 nt
Organism: Aspergillus terreus NIH2624
Lineage: Eukaryota; Fungi; Ascomycota; Eurotiomycetes; Eurotiales; Aspergillaceae
Exons: 1
Coding region: 1-1074 (357 amino acids)
Molecular function (GO): ubiquitin protein ligase activity
Source: RefSeq, a predicted model, not a curated record